Melospiza melodia melodia is the source of this 440-nucleotide messenger RNA. It is a transcript of the gene S100G, whose product is annotated as S100 calcium binding protein G. NCBI's taxonomy places the organism in Eukaryota, Metazoa, Chordata, Aves, Passeriformes, Passerellidae. The record is from RefSeq and is a predicted model, not a curated record. Gene Ontology annotation, cellular component: cytoplasm. Gene Ontology annotation, molecular function: transition metal ion binding; calcium ion binding; calcium-dependent protein binding. The transcript is spliced from 3 exons. Bases 69 to 314 code for a protein of 81 amino acids.
CUCACUGCUGCACAUCUGAAAGCUCCGGGUUCUCGGUGAGUUAUUCUUCAAGACAACAUCUGAGAAACAUGGAACAUUUACUCAACGAAAACCUCCUGAAGUAUUUUACUCAGUAUGCUUUACAGGAGGGCAGCACCAGUGCCCUGUCCAUUGGUGGGCUGAAGAGUCUGCUUCAGAAUCAAUUUGCACAGUACCUGAAGGAUCAAUUCUCACUUGAUAACAUAAUUAAAUCGUUGGACAAAAAUAAGGAUGGAUCUGUCAGCUUUGAUGAGUUUAUGAUGAUUGUAAAAAAGAUAACUAGUACAGGACAGUGAGGCAUCUGCAAGGACGAGUAUCACUGCUUUGGAGAAGAGCCUGGCAUUUGUUUACAUGACAUGUACAUCUAAACCCACAGAUUUGUUAUUAUUUUAAAGCAUAUGGAAUAAAGAUUUAACAGAAAA